This is a messenger RNA of Bufo bufo (common toad), 4860 nucleotides long. RefSeq names its product SKI like proto-oncogene (gene SKIL). Bases 672 to 2609 code for a protein of 645 amino acids. The transcript has 7 exons. Gene Ontology annotation, molecular function: RNA polymerase II cis-regulatory region sequence-specific DNA binding; SMAD binding; DNA-binding transcription factor activity, RNA polymerase II-specific. NCBI's taxonomy places the organism in Eukaryota, Metazoa, Chordata, Amphibia, Anura, Bufonidae. The record is from RefSeq and is a predicted model, not a curated record. Gene Ontology annotation, biological process: negative regulation of BMP signaling pathway. Gene Ontology annotation, cellular component: nucleus.
CCACAGCCCCGCAGACUGAGCCGACAGACGGCAAGAGGGAGGCAGCUUGUGUGCAGCAGUGACGUCACGCCCCGUAGCCCAGGGAGGGAGAGGGGGAGGGUGGCUGGCUGCCUGACACCGAGUCGGAAUAGCAAUGGCACCGGAGCAAGAACUGGACUGCCGGAGCUGCCAAGAUAAAACUGCAACAUAUUGAAAGAAACCACCGCCAGCAGAAGCAGACGACUCUUUGUUCUUGGAUCUGUGUGCAGAAAUAACUCAUGUUAACUGGAUCCUAGAAAGCCACCACACGGGAAGCUCUGUCGCCAUUAGAUCUUCAUUCUCCUCUCUCUAGGUCGUAACGUGGAUGCAAUUUUGAGACAUAAAACUGACCAAAUAGAAGCAAAUAAAGCCAUUAAGUGUACUCAGGCACUUUGUACAUUUUCUUGCACUUGUGGGUUGAUGAAAGAUUGGAUUGGAAAGCUCAGAUUCCUAUUAUUUUUUUUCCUUUUGCAGGCAUGACAUUCGUGCCAUUUUUGAGACCCUGUUUCUAGAUCUAUACAUAAAUAAUGUAGCAUAGAUGUGCUAUGGAAAUAAGUAACUUGUAUUUUGUCUUCAGAUGCAAUGUCGGUUUCUAGCGUAUAAAGUCUCGUCGUCUUACCAUUUGAGUUUUGGUAUCUGAAGGAACCGCAACUAUGGGGGAAGACGGAAGUCCCCCGUUAAAAAAACUGGCAAAGGAGAGUGACGUUAUUGUAGAUGUCCCAAAUGUUGCAAAUAAAGUGAUGGCUAUCAAGAUGGAGAUAGAUGACUUUAAGGAACCAACUACAGAGGAUAAUAAAGACGGCGUAACCAACUCUGCCAGUGUACCACUUGGUGGGUCAUCUAAACUGAAUCCUGGACUCAAACACACGCUGGCACAGUUCAAUCUAAGUAGCCGAAGUUCUCUAGGUGGACCCGCUGCCUUCUCUGCUCGAUUUUCCCAAGAAAACAUGUCGCCAACAGUGUUCUUGCCUCUUCCUUCCCCACAAAUUCAUCCUGGUCCACUCCUCAUUCCAUCAGACAGUUCCACAGAGCUCACCCAGACUGAAUUGGAAGGAGAAUCAAUUUCUUGCUUUAUGGUGGGAGGUGAGAAAAGACUCUGCCUGCCUCAAGUCUUAAACUCUGUUCUUCGAGACUUCUCACUCCAGCAAAUUAAUAUUGUUUGUGACGAAAUGUACAUAUACUGCUCACGUUGUACAUCAGACCAGCUUCACAUAUUAAAAGUUUUGGGAAUUCUUCCUUUCAAUGCCCCUUCUUGUGGUCUGAUCACUUUGACAGAUGCUCAGAGACUAUGCAAUGCUCUCUUGCGGCCACAUACCUAUCCACAAAAUGGCAGCUUGCUGCCUGCAAAAAACUCUUUGGCUCAGUUAAAGGAAACGGGUAGUGCCUUUGAAGUUGAACAUGAUUGUUUAGGAAAGUGCCAGGGUUUGUUUGCACCUCAACUUUAUACUCAGCCUGAUGCCCCCUGCAUUCAGUGCUUGGAGUGCUAUGGGAUGUUCUCCACACAGACUUUUGUCAUGCACUCUCACCGGUCGCCAGAUAAGAGGACUUGCCAUUGGGGCUUUGAUUCUUCCAAGUGGCAUUGUUAUCUUCACCUGAGCCCAAAGCUUCUGAGUACUCAAGAAGGCAAAAAGACAAAGGUUGUUUUAGAAGAGAUGAAAGAAAAGUUCACCAAGAAGAACCAACCCAAGAGAAUACAACCCAAGACUGAACAUAUACAGACAUUGGAGCUGCCUUCUUGGUACCCAGUUAUCAAGCAGGAAGAUGAUGGCACCAGCCGACCACAUUUGCUGCAUCCGAGUUACUAUCUCUACAUGUAUGACAAAGUGGUGGCACCGAAUGUGUCCCUUUCUGCUGGUGUAUCUCAAUGUAAGGACUCCAAACCCCUAAGAAGAGACACAGAGACAAAUAAGCAGUCAGUAGCGGAGUCUGAAAACCAGGCCCGGAGCACAAAACAUAAAUCUGCUACCUCAUACCCUGACCUCUCCAUGGAGGAGCAGGAGAGCGUAGAUCUGAAAACCGAUACACAGUCCAGUAAUAGACAACAAACCAGCUCCAAUGAUGGGGAGAAAGGCAAUCCAGUCUGUAAAAAGGAGGAGGUAUGCGAGGAUGACAAGGGCCACAUUAUGGAAGAAGUUGUCAAGACGUUCCUAAAACAACAAGAAAAGUUAAAUUACAUUUUACAGAAGAAGCACCAGAUCCAGAUGGAGGUUGAAAUGCUGAGCAGCUCGAAAGCUGUGAAAGAACUGACAAUGGAGCAGCAGAGUUUGCAGAAAGAGUUUGAAUGUUUGCAGACAGAGCACCUGCAGAAGAUGGAAGAGUUGUACGAUGAGCAAAGAGACCUGGAGGAGAAGCUCAAACAGGUUAAGAAGCAGAAAUGUUCCUGUGAUUCUAAUGCAGAGCGGGAUAAGGAAGCACAGUAUGCAAACCAGUUGACAGAACUGCGGCAGAGGCUGGAUCAGGCAGAAGCUGACCGGAGAGAACUGCAAGAUGAGCUGAGGAGAGAGCGGGAGGCCAGGGAAAAGCUGGAGUUGUUGAUAAAGGAGCUGAAGCUUCAGAUACUGAAGUCAGCUAAGAAUGGUAACGGGGACUAGAAGUUGAAGGUCCCUGACAAGUCAUUAUACUCAAAACAGGGUUUACAUGGUGGCUUGGACUGAAUUGUGAGUGGACCAAUGUGCUGCAUACAUGGGGAGGGACUGGUUCUGCUUAGAAGUUUGAAGAGCUGCACUGAGCAUGCCUGACAUGGAAUGACUUCACUUAACUAGUACUUUUCAGCUCGCCCAGCUAACUAAGGAAGUUUUCCUACUGGUUUUGAGCUCUGUAAUAUGCAGUAAAGUUAACAUCAAGCUGUGUCCUAGAAGGCCCUUCCUUGUUAGCAUUGCUAAUUGGCUUAUCAGACUCUAAAGAGCCCGUAUGUUGCCACGACUCAUUUUUGUGGAGAUUUAUGAUCUCCAUCGACUCCAGCAUUACAUCAUAACUGCACUUGGUCUCCAUAUGUGUGGCAACAACUGGACAUCGAUCUACUGUCUGCUAGAUUCACCAUACAAAAUGCUGCUACUUGUUUUAUCUUGGACUGUGUUACUGGGUGUCAUCAAUGUUCUCCAUUGAGUCUUUUCAUAACCUUCUAGCCCUAUGGCAGUACAUUAAUGGUAACCUAAGAAGUCAGUGCAUUUCACCAAAUUCUUCUAUGCAUUCGUCGAUCAUCUUCCAGCAUUCAUACUGUUGAACGUCUUGAGUCUUUGAUAAGCUACACCUUUUACCACCAGUAGACAGCACCAUAUUAUGACAAAGGCUGCACCCAGGCAAUAGACUAGAAUUUCGUAUUUAAACUUUUUCAACAGAAUUUUAUUUUUUCUGUGAAGAAUAUAAUUUCUACUUGGCAAGAAUUUCUCUCUUUCAGUUUCAGGAUUAGUAGAGUGUCUGUAGCCUACUAGCUGCUCUCAAUGCUUUUUUGUUUUUACACCCAAGAAGUGUAUAAGAAAUGUACCCGUAGUAUUUGCUGAUUAUUAAUGCUCCUCUGGAAUAAGCAAUAUUAUUUAUAACCCUUCUGUGUCACUUCCCUAGUGUCUGCUUUGUGCAUUUCAAAGAGUGCUCCACAUAAUAAGGUGGACAAUAAAAUCGAUUUAGGUGCAUAGCUCUAUACUGACUAUAGUUGGCCUUAUAUAUCUAUACCCGGUCAGAGAAAUCCAAGCCUGACAACAUAGCAUCCAUUCCGAGUCCAUGAUACCAGUGCAGUUGUAUCAAAACUAAACUGUGAUUGGAUGCUAGGGGCAACAAGACCAUUUUGUCCUAGACCAGUUUGAUAUAUGAGGCCUAGUUCCUGUCCAUUUUAUGUAGAAAAUAUUAUGAAAAGAUGAUUUUAUAGUUCAGGUCUGCUAUUGUGGUAAAAUUGCAGGAAGAGCAAGUCUGGAUUUCUUUGUGUAUUCCAUUUUUUCUAGAUGCCUUUUUCCAGGUUGAUCAGUUGGAGAUAACUCUCUUCAUGAAUGGCUUUUAAUUCUGACCACUAUGUGCUGUGGGUGUCUCAAACAUUUAUAUUGGUGCUUAAUCAAAGUGCCUGAAACUUUCUAAGUUGGCCAUUUACAACUCUAGUUGAAGGGGUUCUCCAAAGUUUUGUAAAAUUGACAGGGGGCAGCGCCACUGCACCUCUCCAACAACUAGUGGGCCUGCAGCUGUCACUUGCUGUUCACUGUCCCCAUGACCCAUGCAGGCAAUAACUAGCCUCAACCAUCAUGUGUCAUUCACACACUGAGGCCAGUGAUUGGCUGCAGCAGUUAUGGAAAUGAUGAACAUGAUGUCAUCCAAGUGGUGAAUACUAGCAGGACAUUUUAAAGGAAAGAUUUUAUUUUAAUUUUACACUACCCGUUGCUCCCUGACAGAAUCUUUGGGAACCCCUUAGUUAGCCAAGACAGAUUUUUUGGGCUGAAAGCCUAGGACAGAUUUAUCAAUGCUAAAGACACAGGUUUUUGGAGUUAUACACAAAUUUAUUUGAGCCCUGUGACUUUUUUUUUUUAAAGGUUGCUGCGUUCACCACAGUAUAUGUAUGACUUUUCUAAAACUGGCAGGAGAUCUCUAUCCAGCUCGCACCGGUGCUACAUUUGCUCGGCACCAGACAAGUUUGAAAACAUUCCAGGGCCCGCUGCUGCUACUGGUUGUGAUUUUUCAUAGUGUGUGGAUUCUCACACAUAAGGUGAGGGGCCAUUGUACCUCCACUUUUGUAAGACCGUUGGCAGUAAAUAUGCUGCAUAGCUGACACUAACCAGCCAUAUCCAUGCCAUUGUAAUACCCUGUACGAAAGACAAGAUUGUGUCCCAAGAUACCCGAUAACUCCUCUUCACUGUCCUAUGU